Macrobrachium nipponense is the source of this 3162-nucleotide messenger RNA. RefSeq names its product monocarboxylate transporter 12-B-like. Gene Ontology annotation, biological process: transmembrane transport. The record is from RefSeq and is a predicted model, not a curated record. The transcript is spliced from 7 exons. The coding region runs from base 651 to 1814 and encodes 387 amino acids. Lineage: Eukaryota; Metazoa; Arthropoda; Malacostraca; Decapoda; Palaemonidae. Gene Ontology annotation, molecular function: monocarboxylic acid transmembrane transporter activity. Gene Ontology annotation, cellular component: membrane.
UGGUAUCAAGGGACUAGUGCCUGUGUCAGUCACAGCAAGGAAAGUCUUGCUGAAAAUCGUCUGCCAGAGACAAAAGCAUCAAUCCUGUUGGUGAAUUUACCCAACCUCAUUUGGUCAAGCUAUGUGUUACUAACGGGAGAGAGGGGGAAAUAUUGUGAGUGAUAAGUUGCAAACGAGAGAUCAAUACGCUGGCCUGACUCAAGCUAGCAAUAUUGAGGCAGCUUGCAAUGUGGCGCUGUGACUCUCAGGUAACAUUGGAAUCGACGAGUGUGAUCGACAGUGAAAUGUAAGAUGCCUGAAUUAUCUACCGGAACGUAUGACAGCGUAAUAGAUGGAUCUAUUUCUGGAUCUCCCGAUAAAGAGGCCGUACAAGACUUGAUUCCCUCUGACGUCAGCCACACUGAAGAGUCGGAGGUCAUUGAUGAAUCUCUCUUCCACACGGAGGGACCUGACCUCACUUUACUUGGGGAUCCCUGCGAGGACCAAGGACUUCGUUAUCCUACAGGACGAGAUGAAGGAUAUGGAUGGGUGGUGGUCUUCGCCUCUUUCCUGGUUAACGCCAUUGUGGCCGGAUACAUGAAAAGCUUUGGAAUAAUGUAUGCCCUAUUAAGGAGAGGUUCCCUGACACCUCCACCACGAAAGCAGGUCUGAUGAUGGGGUUGCUCAGUGGCUGUAGAGGAAUACUAGCGCCAGCUAUUGGAGCAUUCUCCGUGAUGGUCGGUCCUCGAGUUUGCACCAUUACUGGGUCGAUUCUCACUGCAACCGGACUCCUGCUGGCAGUUCCUGGAGUCUCUGCACUGUAUUUGGCCUUCACUAUUGGUGCUCUUGUUGGUAUAGGAGUCUGCAUGUGUGAGACCCCAGGUUGCAUCAUUAUCUCUGAGUACUUUCUGGAAAAGCGGUCGACUGCCAACGGCCUGCGUACUUCUGGGAACGCCUUCGGGGGAGUGGUCAUGCCUUUCUUAGCUGUUUACCUCCUCCAACACCAACCUUAUCAGGGAUACUAUAUUAUCUUCGCAGGCAUUAUGUUGCAAAUGUGCAUCCUCGGCAUGCUGUACAGGUCAUUCGAAACACAUCAGAUGAUAACGACGUUAGGCUUCCAGAGAGGCUUGAGAACCCAAAUGAAUCAGCACAAAAAGGAUUCACCCUUGCUAAAUACUGCCAUUUCAAUGACAGCACCGCCGAAGAGGGAAGAGAAGAAGAAGAAUAAAUUGCUAAACAUGAGCCUACUUAGGAAUCCAGCUUACAUUAUGUACAUCAUUAUGAUAUUGCUGUGCAACAUCGCGAUUCCCAAUGUGCUGAUGUACCUGCCACUCUUUGGCAGGUACAAAAACCUGACCGAGUUUGAAAAUUCGAUUAUUUUAUCCGUGCUGUCGAUUUUAGAUUUUUUCUGCAGGAUGUUCCUUGGAUGGCUCAGCGAUAAGAAGCUGUACUCCAAGCACCAUGCAUUUGUCUUCGGGUUAACCAUGGCUGGAACCAGCCUUAUGAUGCUGCCACUGGCCUACAAUAUGUGGACCGUUCUCGCCAUAUUAUGGAUGCGUUCCUUUGGGAUAGCAAUGUUCUGGGCGCUUAUCCAUGGACUUUUAGCUGACCAGUUCGGCUCAGAAAAUAUGGCAACUUCUUGGGGCUUUGUUCGAAUGACACAGGGCAUCACGAAUUUCUUUUAUGCUCCUCUGCUCGGAGCCGUGGCUGACAGCACUGGCAGCAUGAGUGCUCCUUACUUACUGAUGGGAGCAAUGCAGGUGCUUGGAGCUAUGACUUUCGCCCUACAGCCUCUGGUCAUAAGGGUCACGGGAGCUGAGGUUUGCAUGACGUAAAUAAAAAAAAAAAUCUGGUUCUUGCUUGAAGCUGUCGAUGUUCAAGAAUGUAAUGAAAGUAUUGCCAUUCGCUAUUACACGUUCACGUGUCAGUAAAAUAUUUGUUUUCUUGACUGAAUCAGAGAAUACGAAAUUAACUCAGGUUAAAAUGUUUAUUGUAAUAUCAGAGAAUAGACACAAUCUCUUUCUAUUCGAUGUACAGACAAUAGAAAGUAAAUUAUAACCAAUUUACUAGACUUAACUACUACCUUUGAAAACCAACUUGUACGAUAAUAAAAUAUCACAAUACCUUUAUGUGAUACACGUUGACGUGUCAUAUAAUUUUAAAAUGAUGAAUACUAAGCUAAAAGUAAAAAUUAUGCUUUGAACAAUGAGAGCUGGUUUCACCACGAAGAGAUGUGAAUGCGUGUGUCGUAUACUGCUAACAAUAGGUGGUCAUAAAAUCGCAAAAUUAAUACAAUGCUUUGGGCAAUAAGCUAUUUCUUCGCUUGAAAGAAGCUGUUCUUUCAUUCCUCUUCACGGUUUGUUACCACAAGACAAAAAUAUACAAUAAUGGAGAUAAUGGUUACAUCGGCCUUAAUCAAGAGCGAGAUGGUUCUCUAACAUGCGAUCAUAGCCCGGAAGAUAGCAGAAGAAAAUAUGCAAGGGUUAAUUCAUUAUUUUCUGAAAGACGUCCUAGAAUUAUUCCUAGCUUUAAUUAUGGCCCCUUACCGGAUUUAUUUUCGUCAAUCACGAUCUUUCGUGGCCACACGUCAGAAUCGAACUUCAAUUCAGGUUCUUGGAAUUAUACUUCGUUCUUGCUUGAAAUUCACCUCCUGAGUUUAAAUUGGACACGAAAAUAUUCCUUAGAUUACGAUACCAUUUGACGAUAUAUUUCAUUUCAGAGGUGAUGGGGUAAUGCCAGUGAAUAUUGCUUUCAUUUAUGAUAAGCAGCGCUUCUGGAAAACUUAUACAAGAAUGCUUUAUACUUUACUACACUUAGUAACUUUCUUGAGAUGCAUGGCUUAUUAAUUUUAUAAUCUAUCUAGGACAGUUUAGGACUAUUCCGGUAAUCAUUAUGGUUAAUCCUAACUGAGAUACCAUCAAUUUUGUGGACACAACCACCGUUAUAGAUGAAGUCCAAUAGAAGACGCAGUGCCAACCUAUCCUAAGAAUAUUCACUUUCUAUUGUACGAAUUCACCUAUAUUUAUGUCUGUUCAUUUAACAGCUUACUAACUUGUUUAUUUUUUUUCUGAUAACUGAUAUCAUCUGUCUAUAUUUUCAUAUUAUAAUCGGGAACUUCUUUCAAAUGAACACCAUUUUCUUAGGAAGCUUGUGGGUGUUCCAUAUGAAUAGUGGUUUAUGUGU